UGAAAUUAAGCUUCAAUAAAAGAAUGGAAUAGCGAUUGUGAAUUUGGAAUUCGCUCUAUAAUUAAAAAGUGCACAAAUUUUUACACGCCGAGUGAGAUUGAGAAAAUAUUGUAACAACUUGUUAAUCAACGAUUGUAAAAACUGAAACUCCAGACCAAUAUAUUAAAAUAUCGAACAUUGUGAAAAACAUUCAUCCGCAAAGCUGGCACCCUGCAACUGUUUUCCAGUGCGUUCAAUCAAGUAUCAACGGCAACGGAUGACAGAGUCUGCAAAAGCAAACGAAAUUUUGUGAAGCAAACACACGACUGGAAGAGGGCCUCGUCUUCGAAAGCUGUGAAUCUGUUAUUGAGAUUGUACAAAGUCGCUGUUAAAAUUGUCAAUAGUUGUAUUCGAUAAAAUUCGCAAAUCGUGCGCGAUUCAAUAUUCUGCUUGAGAACGGUUUCAAGCAGUGAGAAAAGGGAUUUUUCGCCUUGUCUGCGUAAAAAGAAGCGAGUGUCACAGAAAGGAAGGGGAAGACAGAAAACCUCAACAGAGGGAAGCCAUCAUCGUCACCUACUAACGUUACAAAGCGCCGUCACAAAAGGUGCUAGAGCUGAAGAGUUUUUUUUUCCGAUUUGUAAUCCACUGGUUGGAAUUUUUUUUUGUUACAUACAUAAUACGGAAUAGACAUUAGUGCACCGAACAUGGCACAGAAUAUUAAUCCGGAACGUGCCGCUUCGUCGAAUCCAUCAAAACAGAACGACGAGACGUUAAUAAAUAAUAACAGUCAUGCCGUUAGCAAAAGGCUCCAAAAGGAACUGAUGGCGCUGAUGACGACGUCGGAGAAAACCAUCUCAGCCUUCCCGGAGGGUGAAAACUUCUUCAAAUGGAUAGGCACCAUUUGUGGCCCCAAGGAUACGGCCUACAAUGGCCAGAAGUACAAAUUGUUACUGGAGUUCCCUAAUUCGUAUCCGUAUUCGGCUCCGAACGUGAAAUUCAUCACACCCUGCUUCCACCCAAACGUCGACCUGAGUGGGUCCAUCUGUCUAGAUAUACUGAAGGAUAAGUGGUCCGCGCUGUACGACGUCCGGACGAUUUUGCUCUCGAUCCAAUCGCUGCUGGGGGAGCCAAACAAUGAGAGUCCCCUGAACUCGCAAGCUUCCCAGUUGUGGCCCAACCAGGUCGAGUACAAAAAGUAUCUGGAAGAGUUCUACGAGAAGCAUAAAGAUGCAUAAGCGGCCAGCCCGUGAAGGCCACCGUGGAAGUAUGAGCGCGAUACAAUGAUGAUGAACGAAUGCGCGAGAGAUAGCAUAUAAACAGUGAGAUAACAAUUACGGGACGAGAAUCGGUGCACACUCACAAAUCACAAACAAAACGAAUGCAACAGAGGAUAACGUAAUUACGAAGAGGAAAGAAGAGAAUCGGACAAAAGAUGGGUACACUGGAAAACGAUAAGUGAGGAUGUUCAAAUAUUUCUUUUGGCUGAUCCGUAAUAGUUUGUAAAAUGAAGCAUUUUCUUUUUGUAUAGAAACAUUUAGAAGCUUUCCAGAACAAGUUGCGAAUCGUUUUAAAUUCUGAUAUAUUUAUUCUAUAGAAUCGACCAGAAUGUUUAUUGUAUGAUUGAUUCAUGUACUAUGAUCUGUUUUUUUUUAUAUAUAAGUUUUUCAACAAUACGUGUGUCUUGUUAGUAUUUGAAACAAAACUGAAAAAAGUCGUUAAUCAUAAUAAUAUAACGGUAAACAAGAAAAAAACAUACAUUCGAAAUUAGCUAAAACAAAACAUUUUAAGCAAUUCCAAAACCUACGUUCCGAAUAUUUCGUCACACAAUGUGUAUUAAAGCAAAUUUCAUCGACAGACAAACAUCAAUCCAAUAUUUGUAUGCCCGACUUUGUCAAGAGAAUAGUUCGUAAUUAUCAUAGAGCUAAAGUAAAAAAAAAAACAAUUUAUUUUAGCUUGAACUAAGGAAAACUUGAUUGAUUAGAGUCUUGCCUGUUGCAUUGAGAUUUAUCUAUUAAAGAUCAAUCCCACGAUCGAAACUCGAAGCAUAGAAUUCUUCGCAGCGUUUUGAAGCUUAUAGCGUUUUGAUUUGGUUUUGACCACAUGCGCAACUUUCAUUGAACAAUGUACGUGACACAGUUGCUGCCAGACAAAAGUGAAUCGGAUAAGCGAACCACGAUAAUUCUUAGCACACCUGCAUUUUUGUUUCUCCCUCUCUCCAUCGUUUUAACUGUUUGCAUAUUUUAAUUAGAUACACAAUUGGUCUUUGUAAACGUAAAUAAAUUACAAUUAUUGUACUGUAGUAUUGUCCAUUGCAGUGUUCGAUAGAUGACAUCCUGAAAACCCACGAUGCUCCAUCGGUGGAAAUCAAGUUAAACAUGUGUAAGUAAGUUCUGUA
Molecule: messenger RNA, 2374 nt
Organism: Toxorhynchites rutilus septentrionalis
Lineage: Eukaryota; Metazoa; Arthropoda; Insecta; Diptera; Culicidae
Gene: vih
Product: ubiquitin-conjugating enzyme E2 C
Exons: 2
Coding region: 684-1214 (176 amino acids)
Source: RefSeq, a predicted model, not a curated record